GCGCUGUCCGGGCGCCGGCGGUGACCGACAGUAACCCCCCUGCUCGAGGAGACGCCGCGUGCGCUAUAAAAGCCCGGAGAGGGUGAAAAAGGGCUGUGAACAAAGACGGGAAGGUGCAGGGUGGACAGACAGAAAAAAAAAAAGCCAGAAAAAGGGGAACUCAGUCGGUGGGUUUAUUUCGGGCCGAUUUACAACACCUGGAGGAGUAAUUAACGAAGGUAAAAACCAGUUGGAGGUCAGACGCAGCCGCGGGAGAAGUCCAGCACCGAGAUGUCCGUCUCAACCCAGCUGGGCCUCCUGCUGUGGAAGAACUUCACCUACAGAAGAAGACAAACGCUCCAGCUGCUGCUUGAGAUUAUAUGGCCUCUCUUCAUCUUCUUCAUCCUCAUCGCUGUGAGGAUCAGCUACCCGCCAUACGAGCAGCAUGAGUGCCACUUCCCCAACAAGGCCAUGCCCUCAGCAGGGACGUUGCCUUGGGUACAAGGGAUCAUCUGCAAUGCCAACAACCCUUGCUUCCGCCAUCCUACCCCUGGGGAGACCCCUGGGGUAGUAGGCAAUUUCAACCAGUCCAUCAUCUCACGGCUGUUCUCCGAUGCCAAGAAAAUCCUGCUGUACAGCCAGCAUGACAGGAGCCUGGAGGGCUUCAAGGACUUGAUCAAGGCCCUGAAGACACUGCAGAACAACACCUCAGGUUUCAAGCUGAAGGAUUUCCUCCAUGAUAAUGAAACUCUGUCCACGUUCCUGCUGCAGAACGCUUCCUUCUCAGAGUAUGCUGUCCAGGAGAUUCUGGAGGCUGAUGUAAACUUGGAAAAUGUGCUGAUCAAAGGCUUUGGUGUGCAUCUAAAGGACAUGUGCAAUAGCACAGCUCUCAGGGACUUUGUGACAAUUGCAGACAGGGAAGUGUUGCUGCUUGCCCAGGAUAUCUUCUGCAAGUCUUCUGAGUCCUGGCUCAGGCAGGCUGAACGCAACUUCCUCUCCAACCUGGACUUCCUGAAGCCAGUUGCUAAGGAUGUUAAAACGGACGCCCGUGAUGUCCAGCAUGUCUCUGAAGCCGUGAAGAACCUUCUGGAGAGUGUGGGGUCCCUGACAGUUGAGCUGUCCAGCAUGAAGAGCUGGAGCGACAUGCGCAAUGAGAUCUUGUACCUGACGGAAAAUGCCAGCGACUCUCCCAGUGAGAUGUACCAGGCCGUGUCACGAAUUGUCUGCGGACACCCUGAGGGCGGUGGCCUCAAGAUCAAGUCCCUCAACUGGUAUGAGGACAGCAACUAUAAGGCCCUGUUUGGCAACCACAACGACAGUGAGGAGGAGGCCAUACCCAUCUACGACAACUCAUCUUCUCCAUACUGCAACAACCUCAUGAAGAACUUAGAGUCCAGCCCUAUCUCGCGCAUGAUCUGGAGGGCUCUGAAACCACUUCUUGUGGGCAAGAUCCUAUACACACCUGACACACCUGCUACACAAAAGAUCAUAAAAGAGGUCAACAGAACUUUCCAGGAGCUGGGGAUCCUUCGGGACUUGGGUGGUAUGUGGGAUGAAAUAAAGCCCAAAGUCUGGAAUUUCAUGGAGAACAGUGAGGAGAUCGAUCUGGUCCGGACCUUGCUCCAAAACAAUGCUAGUGCCAGCUUUUUCAACGCCCAGAUCAGUGACACGCAGUGGAGGGUACAGGAUGUGUCCAGUUUUCUGGCCAAGCAGUCUGAGGAUUCCCGGCCGCCGGGGACAGCCUACACCUGGAGGGAUGUUUUCAAUGAGACCGAUCGAGCUGUGCAGAGCAUUACAAACUUCAUGGAGUGUGUCAACUUAAAUAAGUUGGAACCGGUGGCCAAUGAAGAGAGGCUGAUAAACAAGUCAAUGGGGCUGCUGGACGACAGGAAGUUCUGGGCCGGUAUUGUGUUCCCAAACAUCGAGUCCAACAGUUCAGAACUUCCUUCCAAUGUCAGCUACAAGAUCCGCAUGGACAUUGACAACGUAGAGCGAACCAACAAGAUCAAAGACGCAUACUGGGAUCCUGGUCCCAGGGCUGACCCCUUUGAGGACAUGCGCUACAUCUGGGGUGGGUUCUCCUAUCUCCAGGAUGUCAUUGAGCAUGGCAUCAUCCGUGCGGUAACCGGCACCAAAGAGAAGACUGGGGUCUACAUCCAGCAGAUGCCCUACCCAUGCUAUGUGGAUGACAUGUUCCUGCGUGUCAUAAGCCGCUCAUUGCCUCUCUUCAUGACAUUGGCCUGGAUGUAUUCAGUGGCUAUUAUUAUCAAGGGUGUAGUGUACGAGAAGGAAGCCCGUCUCAAGGAGACCAUGAGAAUCAUGGGCCUGGACAAUGGGAUUCUGUGGUUCAGCUGGUUCAUCAGCAGCUUGAUACCUCUCCUAGCCAGUGCUGGCCUGCUGGUCCUUAUCCUGAAGAUGGGAAACCUUCUGCCUUACAGUGACCCAGGAGUGGUAUUCCUGUUCCUAGGCUCCUUUGCUAUUGUGACCAUUAUGCAGUGCUUUCUCAUCAGUACCUUCUUCUCCCGUGCCAACCUGGCAGCUGCCUGUGGUGGCAUCAUUUACUUCACUCUUUACCUGCCGUAUGUGCUAUGUGUGGCCUGGGAGGACUAUGUGGGCUUCGGUGCCAAAGUUGUAGCUAGCCUGCUGUCUCCUGUGGCUUUUGGAUUUGGCUGCGAGUACUUUGCAUUGUUUGAAGAGCAAGGGGUGGGAAUCCAGUGGGACAACCUGCUCUCUAGCCCCUUGUCAGAGGACAAUUUUAGUGUCACUACCUCCAUCAUCCUCAUGUACUUUGACUCCUUCCUUUACGCUGUCAUGACCUGGUAUAUCGAGGCUGUCUUUCCAGGCCAGUAUGGGAUCCCAAGGCCCUGGUACUUCCCUGUCUCUAAGUCAUACUGGUUUGGAGAAAGUGGUGACAAAACAACAGCUGUUCUGCAGGGCAAGAAAGGAAAUGCAGAGGCUGUUUGCAUAGAGGAAGAACCAGCCCAUCUGAAACCUGGCGUCUACAUUAACAAUUUGGUUAAGGUGUACAGCCAUGGCAACAAGUUGGCUGUUGAUGGGCUGACAUUGGGAUUCUAUGAAGGGCAGAUCACCUCCUUCCUGGGCCACAAUGGAGCAGGGAAGACCACCACCAUGUCAAUUCUGACAGGUCUCUUCCCACCAACAUCAGGCACAGCAUAUAUCAUGGGCAAGGACAUCUGUUCUGAGCUGAGUGCCAUCCGACGUGAUCUGGGCGUGUGCCCUCAGCACAAUGUUCUCUUCAGCAUGUUGACUGUGGAAGAACACAUCUGGUUCUACUCCCGUCUCAAGGGCCUGUCAGAAGAGGAGGUAAGGGCUGAGAUGGAGCACAUUGUGUCUGACAUUGGGCUGCCACACAAACGCAAGUCCAGGACCAGCCAGCUGUCUGGAGGUAUGCAGAGGAAGUUGUCAGUCGCAUUGGCAUUUGUUGGAGGGUCAAAGGUUGUCAUUUUGGACGAGCCUACUGCUGGGGUAGACCCGUAUGCCCGCCGGGGAAUCUGGGACUUGCUCCUGAAGUACCGACAAGGCCGCACCAUUAUCCUCUCCACCCACCACAUGGACGAAGCUGACAUUCUCGGGGAUCGUAUUGCUAUCAUCUCCCACGGAAAGCUCUGUUGUGUUGGUUCCUCACUCUUCCUAAAGAACCAGCUGGGUACUGGCUACUACUUGACCCUGGUCAAAAGGGACCACGAUCUGUCUGUCAACUCCUACAGAAACUCCAGCAGCACUGUGUCCUACAUUAAGAAGAUACCCAACUCGGCACAGGAUGAUACUGUCUCAGAAAGCAGCUCUGGCCUUGGCAGUGACCACGAGAGUGAAACCACGGCAAUCGAUAUCUCCCUCAUAUCCAGCAUGAUCUUCAAGCACAUCCCUUCUGCACGGAUGGUGGAGGACCUGGGUCAUGAGCUUACCUAUGUAUUGCCUUAUGAGUCAGCCAAGGAUGGUGCCUUUGUGGAGCUCUUCCAUGAGCUAGAUGACCGCCUGUUUGACCUGGGCAUCUCUAGCUAUGGCGUCUCCGACACCACCCUAGAAGAGAUCUUCCUGAAGGUAGCAGAGGAUAGUGGAGUGGAUGCAGAUGGCACUGUUCCAGUUCGUAGAAACCGCAGACAUGCCUUUGGAGACCACCAGAGUUGCCUUAAGCCCUUCACUGAGGGUGAUGACUUUGACUGCAACAACUCAGAUGGAGAUCCAGAGCCCCGAGAGACAGAAUGGUUAAAUGGGACACAUGCAAAGGGUUCUUACCAGGUCAAGGGCUGGAAUUUGAAGAGACAGCAGUUUGUGGCCCUGCUGUGGAAGAGGUUUCUUUAUGCCCGCCGCUCUCGUAAAGGCUUCUUUGCCCAGAUUGUUCUGCCAGCUGUGUUUGUGUGCAUCGCCCUCGUCUUUAGCCUUAUUGUUCCUCCUUUCGGCAAAUAUCCCAGUCUGGAAUUACAGCCAUGGAUGUAUGGCGAGCAGUUCACCUUUAUCAGCAAUGAUGCCCCUGAAGAUGCCAGCACACAGAAGUUGUUAAGUGCCUUGACUAACCAUCCAGGGUUCAGAACCCGCUGCGUGGAUGAAGAACCUAUACCGGGAGUCCCAUGUGAGAUGGGUGAUGACUGGACCACUCCAGAAAUUGCAGGCAGUGUGCUGGAUGUCAUCCACAGUGGUAACUGGUCCAUGGAGAACCCCUCGCCUGCAUGUGAGUGCAGCUGCGAGGAACGAAGGAAGAUGCUGCCUGAGUGCCCCCUAGGAGCAGGAGGCCUGCCCCCACCUCAGUUGAAACUCAGUAGCACUGAUACCCUGCAAAACCUGACUGGGAGAAAUGUCUCAGACUACCUGGUGAAAACCUACGCUCAGAUCAUUGGGAAAAGUUUGAAGAACAAGAUUGAAGUUAAUGAAUUCAGGUAUGGCGGGUUCUCUCUGGGAGCCAGGAAUUCUCAAAUUCUCCCACCUGCCGAAGAUAUUAAUGAUGCCAUUUCCCGAAUCAGGAACAUCUUCAGCCUUGAGCAGGGUACAGCUGCUGAUCGGUUUUUGAAAAGCUUAUCUGGAUUCAUUCAGGGACUGGACACAAAGAAUAAUGUCAAGGUCUGGUUCAAUAACAAGGGUUGGCAUAGCAUUGGGGCCUUCCUCAACGUGAUGAACAAUGGUAUUUUGCAUGCCAACCUGCCCGCAAGCAAGGAACCCAGCAAGUUUGGAAUUACUGCCUUCAACCAUCCACUUAACCUCACCAAGGAGCAACUGUCGCAGGUUGCCCUGAUGACCACCUCAGUAGAUGCCCUGGUGUCCAUCUGUGUCAUCUUUGCUAUGUCCUUUGUGCCGGCCAGCUUUGUGGUCUUUCUCAUCCAAGAGCGUGUCAGCAAAGCCAAGCACAUGCAGUUCAUCAGUGGUGUGCAGCCUUUCCUCUACUGGCUGGCAAACUUUGUUUGGGAUAUGUGCAACUAUAUUGUCCCCGCCACCCUCGUCAUCAUCAUCUUUGUCUGCUUCCAACAAAAGGCCUACGUCUCCUCAACCAACCUGCCAGCACUAGCCCUCCUGUUGCUACUCUAUGGAUGGUCCAUCACCCCGUUGAUGUACCCAGCAUCAUUCAUCUUCAAGAUCCCCAGCACAGCCUAUGUGGUCCUCACCAGUGUCAACAUCCUCAUUGGGAUCAAUGGCAGUGUGUCCACCUUUGUCCUGGAGCUUUUCGGUGGCACUGAAUAUGGUGGUGUCAAUGACAUCUUGAAGAACGUGUUCUUGAUUUUCCCUCACUUCUGCUUGGGCCGAGGCUUGAUUGACAUGGUGAAGAACCAAGCUAUGGCUGAUGCCCUAGAGAGGUUUGGUGAGAACCGCUUCCGUUCCCCCCUGGACUGGGACAUGGUGGGAAAGAACCUGUUUGCUAUGGCUGUCGAAGGUGUGGUUUUCUUCUGUAUCACCAUUCUCAUCCAGUACAGGUUCUGCAUAAAAUCCAGGUCAUGGAACGCCAAGCUGAAGCCCAUUGGCGAAGAGGACGAGGACGUUGCCCGGGAAAGGCAGCGAAUCAUGGGGGGUGGGAGUCAGGCAGACAUUCUUGAGCUGCGGCAGCUCACCAAGGUGUACAAAAGGAAGCAGAAACCUGCUGUAGACCGACUCUGUGUGGGCAUUCCUCCUGGAGAGUGUUUCGGUCUGCUUGGGGUCAAUGGGGCAGGGAAAACAAGCACCUUCAAAAUGCUUACCGGCGACUCGACUGUCACGAGUGGAGAGGCCUUCCUGGCAGGGAAAAGUGUGCUCACAGAGCUAGACGACGUCCACCAGAACAUGGGCUAUUGCCCCCAGUUUGAUGCCAUCAACGAACUGCUGACAGGUCGGGAGCACCUGGAAUUUUAUGCCGUCCUGCGGGGGGUGCCUGAGAAGGACGUAUGUGAGGUGGCAGAAUGGGGCAUCCAGAAGCUAGGCCUGAUGAAGUAUGUGGAUAAGGCAGCCGGGAGCUACAGCGGGGGAAACAUGCGCAAGCUCUCCACAGCCAUGGCCUUGAUAGGAGGGCCCCCUGUGGUGUUCCUUGAUGAGCCCACCACUGGCAUGGACCCCAAAGCCCGCCGUGCUCUGUGGAACUGCAUCCACAGUGUUAUCAAGGAGGGCCGUUCUGUCGUGCUCACCUCACACAGCAUGGAGGAGUGUGAGGCUCUGUGCACGCGGAUGGCCAUUAUGGUCAACGGUCGGUUCCGCUGUCUGGGCAGCGUCCAGCACCUGAAAAACAGGUUUGGAGAUGGGUACACCAUUAUUCUGCGCGUAGCCGGACCCAACCCGGACCCAGGGCCUGUCAUGGAGUUCAUUGAAGGAGAGUUCCCGGGUAGCACUCUGAAGGAGCAACACCGGAACAUGCUGCAGUACCAGCUUCCAUCCUCCCUCAUCCCCCUCUCUCGCAUCUUCAGUAUCCUGGCCAAACACAAGGAGCGUCUCCGUAUAGAGGACUACUCUGUCUCUCAGACCACACUGGACCAAGUGUUUGUAAAUUUUGCCAAAGACCAAAGCGAUGAAGACCACUCAAAGGACGCUUCACAGCUCAGCUCCUUCCUGCAGGACAAGAAGGUGGCGGAGAGCUUUGUGUGACCAGUUUCUUCUGAACUUCUUGAAAAACUGGAGCAGCAGAAGCCAACCAAACAAGGGUUUCUUUUCUAUGUUGCAUUCAUUUCAUCAUAGUGUUUUUUGUUCCUUUUUUUGGCAGCUGCUGUGCCUAAUAAGGGCAAAUAAGCAGAAUCGUGCUGCCCAAAGAAAGUCAAUGCAAGUCAAUGCAAAACUUCCACUUUGGUGUUCACAAGGGAGAGUCCUGCACCCCUAGGGGUGGUAAAGGACAGCAAAUGCAAAACUUGAAUAUGCUGCAAUUUUUUCUUUGCCAAGUGUUUUCUCAGCCAAGGGUUGAUGAGAGUUUGUGUUGUAAUGUCAUUCCAAUCAAUCACCAUUUGCGGUGGCAACAUUCAGGGCCUUUUCCCUCUUUUAUACCAAAUGCAGACUUUGAAGAACAAUCAGUUUUUUUUAUAGAAAUGCAAGGCCUUAGGGGAAAAUGACCAUUGACCCUUUUUGAUUUAUAAUAUGCAUUUUCAUAUUUAUAAGAACAAAUAUUUGUUAUACAUUUUUAUUAAUUUUACUCAAAUGUUGUGAGAUUAUUGAAAAGGAAAAAAAAUUUGAUUUCCAGUGCAGUGCCUGAAAUUGGUUCAGUCUUAACACUCCAAGGAGCCAUUAGAACCCCAUAAUUAUUUUUCAGCAACAAAAUUUUUAUACUUUUGGACCACUUUUCACUCAGAGUUUGAAACAAAUACCUCACUAGAAACCCAGGUCCGGGUGUUUUUAAUAUUUCAGUUCCAGCCUAGUGUUUUCAGUCAAACAUCACAUGAAUUGCUGAACAUACAUAGCAACCACCUCAUGAAGGCACCUCACUGUGUACUGGUGCUCUGAUGCAUAGGGGUGAGCUGAAGUACUCCAAAUCAGUAACUGAAGAGGACAGAAUCAUGUCAGACAGGCACUGAGUCCAAAGGCAGGCUGUCUCACCACUGGACAGGCCCAGGGACUCAGGCUUUUACUGGUGAUGAGUACUGAAACCCUUCUACUAGUGUCAUACAUUGUCUAAUUACUUUAGCAAGCCCUGAUAAGCUGCUGUAUUCACUGGGGACGUGUUUCGAUACACGCAGAGUGAUCGAGGUCUGCCAGUCUGACAAGCAGCACACCUGCCAUGUAUCCUGAACCCUGCAACCAAGUACCACUGAUGAUGUGUUGUAAAGUCAUCAGUUACAUCACCAUUUGUGCAUUCAGACAGGCCACCUCAGCCAAGUAAAUAAAGCUGAGCAUGGUCAGAUCAAUGCGGUCAGCUUUUUUCCUCCUUCCAAGCACUUUAUAUAUCAUGUUUUCUACAAUUUGUUUUGCACUGGAGUACCCACAGACAAGAAACAAACUGUUCGAUUGCCAAGAACUGUUCUAUUUUGUGUGUUUUUUUUUUGUUUUAAAGUACAAAGAAAGGUUGGGGAGAAAACCUCCAAAGAAAAUCCUGUUACUUGUCCUGUGUAGUACUUAUUUACAGAAUAAAACCUGAAAAAUCAAAA
Messenger RNA from Scleropages formosus (Asian bonytongue), 8519 nucleotides. Its product is annotated as ATP-binding cassette sub-family A member 1-like. Gene Ontology annotation, molecular function: lipid carrier activity; ABC-type transporter activity; ATP binding. The record is from RefSeq and is a predicted model, not a curated record. Gene Ontology annotation, cellular component: membrane; intracellular membrane-bounded organelle. The transcript is spliced from 50 exons. NCBI's taxonomy places the organism in Eukaryota, Metazoa, Chordata, Actinopteri, Osteoglossiformes, Osteoglossidae. Gene Ontology annotation, biological process: transmembrane transport; lipid transport. The coding region runs from base 271 to 7035 and encodes 2254 amino acids.